AUGGCGCGGCGGGCGGAAGGGCGCGCGGGCGCCUACGGCCUCAGCGUGGUGGGGCUCUCGGGCACCGAGAAGGAGAAGGGCGCCUGCGGCGUGGGCAAGUCCUGCCUGUGCAACCGCUUCGUGCGCCCGGCCGCCGACGCCUUCCACGCCGAGCACACCUCGGUGCUGUCCACGAGCGACUUCGGCGGGCGCGUGGUCAACAACGACCACUUCCUCUACUGGGGCGAGGCGGCGCGCGCGCUCGACGAGGGCGGCGAGUGGCGGGCGCACGUGGUGGAGCAGACGGAGUUCAUCGACGACCAGACGUUCCAGGCGCACCGCAGCACGGCGCUGCAGCCCUACGCCAAGCGCGCCGCCGCCACCAAGCUGGCCUCGGCCGAGAAGCUCAUGUACUUCUGCACCGACCAGCUGGGCCUGGAGCAGGACUUCGAGCAGAAGCACAUGCCCGACGGCAAGCUGGCCGUGGACGGCUUCCUGCUCUGCGUGGACGUGAGCCGCGGCAUGAACCGCGACUUCGGCGAGCAGCUCAAGUUCGCCGGCGGCCUCUACGCGCAGCUCGCCAAGACCAAGAAGCCCGUGGUGCUGGCGCUCACCAAGUGCGACGAGGGCGUGGAGCGCUACAUCCGCGACGCGCACGCCUUCGCGCUGGCCCGCAAGAACCUGCACGUGGUGGAGACGUCGGCGCGCGCCAACGUCAACGUGGAGCUCGCCUUCGGCACGCUGGCGCAGCUCGUGGACCGCGGCCGCGGCAAGGCCAAGCUGGUGCCCUACUUCGAGGCGCUCAAGCAGCAGAGCCAGCACGUGGCGGCGGCGCAGGACCGCUACGAGUGGCUGGUGGGGCGCGCGGUGACGGCGCCGGACGACACGUGGGCGGCCGCCAGCAGCCGCAUGCUGGCGGCGCCCGAGUACCGCGACUACAUCUUCCUGGAGGGCACGGCCAAGGCGCAGCGGCUCUUCGCGCAGCACCUGCAGCGGCUGCGGCGGCAGCGGAAACCAAAGCCGAAGCCGCGGCCGUCCCUCACGAAGGCCACGUGGGAGAGCAGCUACUUCGGGGUUCCCUUGAGCAGCGUGGUGACCCCGGAAAAACCCAUUCCCGUUUUUAUCGAGAGGUGCAUCGAGUACAUCGAGGCCACGGGCUUGAGCACGGAGGGAAUCUACCGGGUGAGCGGGAACAAGUCGGAGAUGGAGAGUCUGCAGCGCCAGUUUGACCAAGACCACGGGCUCGACCUGGCUGAGAAGGAUUUCACGGUGAACACGGUGGCCGGGGCCAUGAAGAGCUUCUUCUCGGAGCUUCCCGAUCCGCUCGUUCCCUACAACAUGCAGCUGGAGCUCGUGGAAGCCCACAAAAUCAACGACCGGGAGCAGAAGCUCCAUGCGCUCAAGGAGGUGCUGAAGAAAUUCCCGAAGGAAAACUAUGAGGUCUUCAAAUACGUCAUAAACCACUUGAACAGGGUGAGCCGGCAGCAGCGGGCGAACCUGAUGACGAGCGAGAACCUUUCCAUCUGCUUCUGGCCCACGCUCAUGCGGCCGGACUUCAGCUCCAUGGAUGCGCUCACGGCCGCCCGCUCCUACCAGGGCAUCAUCGACCUCUUCAUCCAGCAGUGCCCCUUCUUCUUCCCGCCGGGAACGCCGGGAACGCCGCCCGGCAGCCCCGCGCAGCCGCCGCCCUGCCCGCCGGGAGCCACCGUGCCGUGA
This is a messenger RNA of Nothoprocta perdicaria, 1695 nucleotides long. RefSeq names its product rho GTPase-activating protein 35-like. Lineage: Eukaryota; Metazoa; Chordata; Aves; Tinamiformes; Tinamidae. The record is from RefSeq and is a predicted model, not a curated record. The coding region runs from base 1 to 1695 and encodes 564 amino acids. Gene Ontology annotation, molecular function: GTP binding; GTPase activity. Gene Ontology annotation, biological process: signal transduction. The transcript is spliced from 6 exons.